AAUGUGAACACGUUUCUCCGUAAACGCAACGCAUCAAGUUUCUAUAACACCCAGGAGUAUUGACUGUUCGUACGUCACUACGAAGAAGCGACAACAUGCGGCCGAUCUUGGUUCUGUUCUGUCUUCUGUUGGCGCUUGGGCUCACAGCUGCUUGGCAUUGCUACAAUGGAUCGACAUACAAUGCUAAAGCUAGAAAGUGUAUUUGCCACCCCUGGAAUUUUGGUAAAACCUGUAUACAUUUAAUGAUAUGGGGCCCUUCGAUCCCCGUUGAAACACGACGACAGACCUACGACGUGUGUAGUUUGCCAUAUGUGCCGACGUUCUGCGCGAAGACAUGUGGAACAUGCAGUGGAUCCAAGUGUAAAGACAAAUAUCCGAAAAGGUGUCUAAGAAUGAUUCCUCUCGGUUAGAGACUAUAUACUAUGCGAAAGAAAACUGCUCGACUGUUUCCCACAAGA
This is a messenger RNA of Gigantopelta aegis, 458 nucleotides long. RefSeq lists its product as uncharacterized. Bases 96 to 410 code for a protein of 104 amino acids. The transcript is spliced from 4 exons. NCBI's taxonomy places the organism in Eukaryota, Metazoa, Mollusca, Gastropoda, Neomphalida, Peltospiridae. The record is from RefSeq and is a predicted model, not a curated record.